Messenger RNA from Echinococcus granulosus, 1557 nucleotides. Its product is annotated as LanC-like protein. NCBI's taxonomy places the organism in Eukaryota, Metazoa, Platyhelminthes, Cestoda, Cyclophyllidea, Taeniidae. The record is from RefSeq and is a predicted model, not a curated record. Gene Ontology annotation, biological process: carbohydrate metabolic process; peptide modification. Gene Ontology annotation, cellular component: plasma membrane. The transcript is spliced from 11 exons. The coding region runs from base 1 to 1557 and encodes 518 amino acids.
AUGGGGUGUAAAAUUAAGUGGACCUUGUGUGCAGGGACUGCAUUUGUACUUCGUUGCCGCAAGUCAGGGCGGGUCUUCUUGCUGUUUUGUCAUGUGUUAGGGUCGGCUGGGGUUUUGCACAUAGUGUUAGGAACAAUGCGUUAUUUUCAAAAUCCCUACGUUGGACCGCAUGGUGAGGUUCCCAGUAGCACCCCACUUCCCUCCGUUGAUGACUUCGCGCAAAUGGCCUCAGAUAUGGUGAAAGAUUGCUUCCAGGUGUCAUGCCGGAAAAUUUCAAUUCAUGAUGGGGGCCUCUAUGUCGGAGGCAUCGGUGUGGCCUGGGCUGCCCUUCGUGUAAUGCAGCGGCUAGGGGAAAAGGGCUUCGAAGCCUUCCUUCCGCAAGUUCGCAAGUACAUUGAAGGAAUUGUCAAUAAGGCGGCACAGGACGCACCACGCGAUACUGAGGAACGCCUUUCCUUCCUCCUCGGUAUGCCCGGCGUGUGGCUUACUGCAGCCUACCUCUAUCAAUUAUCUGGAGAGGUCGUUGAACGAGAUCGUUUUUUGGGACUAUAUGCGCAACUUGCGCCGGUAUUCGCCUCUCUUCAGCCAGGAAACACCAAAGUCAUAUUCUCUCAAGGCUCUGAUGAGUUUUUUAUCGGUCGCGCGGGCUAUUUGUGCGGCUUGCAUGAACUCCGCAAAGUUACGUCCGAGGCUGUUGUGUCAGAUGAGACAAUUUUUGCCAUCUGCGAUGCUAUCAUCGACUCGGGCAGGGCCUACGCCAAGCGGCAUUACUCACAGUGCCCGCUCAUGUUCGCCUACCACGGGACUGAGUACCUUGGGGCGGCGCAUGGACUGGCAGGCAUUCUCUUCGCCUUGCUGCUCUUCCCUCAAUACUUACAGACUCACAAAGCGGCCGCGGAGGCGGUGCGGGCGGCUGUAGACUACUUGAUUGCAGUUACUCCGCCAGACACUGGCAACCUGCCUGUGGCCACCGACGAGCUACCGCCGCAUCGCCGUUCGGCUUCCGACGAACUCGUCCAUUGGUGCCACGGUGAUGCUGGUGUGGUGUAUGUUUACGCAAGGGCAUAUGUUUUAUGGAAGGACGAGAAGUACCUUCGCGAAGUUGUCAGAUGCGCGGACGUCGCUUGGCACAAGGGCCUACUAAAGAAGGGUCCAGGCCUGUGUCAUGGCGUGGCGGGCAGCGGGUACACGCAGUUGGCGGCUCUGCGUGUAACGGGGGAGCAGCGUUACGCGGAGCGGGCGCGCGCCUGCGCUGCUUUCCUCCACUCCGAGGUCUUCCUCCGGGAAGCCCGUCGGCCCGACAAUCCUGCCUCUCUCUUCGAGGGCCGCGCCGGCACCUCCCUCUUCCUCGCCGACCUCACUCAUCCCGAGCUUGCUGCCUUCCCCUUCAUGGACCCCUUUGAAAUUGUUUGUGAGGAAGGCCAUUACUGGAGAUUGAUGUCUCCCCCUGCUGAAGUGGCAGCUCUGGCUGUGGUACUAUCUUCAAGGUGGGAGAUUUACUUGGCGAUGGUUGGGCGUAUUAUUCUUGAAAAGGUCGCCAAUCUUCUCAUGCAAUAG